Molecule: messenger RNA, 531 nt
Organism: Haliotis rubra (blacklip abalone)
Lineage: Eukaryota; Metazoa; Mollusca; Gastropoda; Lepetellida; Haliotidae
Exons: 5
Coding region: 87-488 (133 amino acids)
Source: RefSeq, a predicted model, not a curated record
CGAUAGAGGCGGUAUUGGUACUAUCACACCUGGCAGGUGUGGUGUGAAGAAUCACCUGUUUGCCAUUACCCAGUAUUGUACAAACCAUGAAGACGGUAGCGGCUCUCUGUGUCGUGUUGGUGCUCCUCUAUCACGUCGAGGGAGCAGCUCCUGGGACGCAGUGCACGAGUUCUCACGGCUGCGGCAGCUGCUGCAGAGACAGCAACGGCAGGGUCAUUUCAACUGACCAGGGCAAUGGACCAUUUGGCGGAUUCGGUGGUUUUGGACCGCUUGGAGGUCAGCGUAAUGGCACGUGCAGCACGAAGAAAGCUGUGAAAGGCGAGAUCUGUGACAGCUCGUGCCUGUGUGACACAGGCCUGGCUUGCUAUCGGCCAAUGUCCGGCGUCUGCUGCCCAGCGUCCACCUGUGUCGACGAAGCCUACGCCAAACAUCAACACGAAUAUUGGUCCAAUUGCUUUGCCAACCCUAACUGUGCUAUUCCCCCAUAAACGAUAACCUUUGUACUGGGAAAUAUAUCGUAUGAAGUUGUGA